Messenger RNA from Heterobilharzia americana, 4007 nucleotides. NCBI's taxonomy places the organism in Eukaryota, Metazoa, Platyhelminthes, Trematoda, Strigeidida, Schistosomatidae. The record is from the annotation of a GenBank genome assembly.
AGUUUCCUCUAGCAUUGUCUCUUUCACACAUACACGCACAUUUACACUUUAACAGAAAUGAAGACAACUAACUAACCUCAUCAUCGUCUUCUGUCGAAAUGUAUGAAUACUCAUUCAAGUGACCUAUACGGAGAAAUUAAUAAUUCACUAAUCGUAAUAAUAAUAACAGUAAUAUUUAUUGGGAAUCGGUCAUUAUCAAUUGUAAUUACAUGUUCAAUUGACUAAAAAUCCAAUUUAAUUUAUUCAUACAGAUUUUGGGUGUUGUAGCUAUUGUUGUCUGCUGUGAUUAUUUGUCUAGAGGAUGCAAAAUGACCCAUGAUGCAUCCUACUAAUAAUUCUUGAUUCACUUUUAGUGUGUUGUUCAAUUUUGUUUAAAUUAAGUACUUGCUAAUCACAAAUGUGACAUUGAACAUACAUUUAUUUUGUGCGUCAUUUUCAAAAAUAAAAGUGUUUAACACUCCGAAAAGAAUAAGUAACGUGUUGAAGAAAAUUUAAAAAGGAAAUGUCCAGGCAAUUAUUUAUGAAAUUAAUUGAAAAAUUCUACAAUUUUUCUAGAUUAAAUCAUCUUAUUACUAUGUCAUAUAUAUGUAAUACUAUUCAUUUAAAACAAUACUAUAAAAUGAUAAGAAAUUUACUGGACUCAACUAUCGAAAUAUUUUACAACAGAUGUGUAAAAAGUAUUCUAGCGUUAAGCUGAAUUGCAAACAAUUGAAGACAAUUAAACACUUUACAGUUCACCAAAAGUAUACAGAAAAGUUUAGGCAUUUUUCUCAAACGAUCAAAUCAUUACCAUCAUUGUCGGAGCAAAGACAAUCCAACAUAACACCAGUGAAAGCAAAAGAAAUAAACAUCUUGUCUAAGAUAUGCUACUUAUUAAAUGCCAAAUUUAUGCAACCAAAAUUUUAUCGGUUUUACAAAACUACAUAUACUCCUAGUUUAUUUUUAUACUUGUGCGUAAUAAUAAUGAUAAUUUUCCUACCAGUUUCAUUAUCCUAUUCUGUACCUGCUUCGCCAACGUCCUUAUCAUUGACAUCAGCAAGGACAUCAUCGUAUAAAUUUGUCAGUAAGAGACAACAAUUUAUGAAUCUAAAAUUGUUACGUCAUAUGGGUGAGAAGAUAUUAAGAAGUGGAGGUGUAGUGACUCAAUUAUUUGACGCAAUAGAAUUCUCCGUUGUACAUGAACGAUCCAUUCCUUAUUUAAAUAUUCAAUAUUUCAUUGGCUACAAUAGAUCCUUAUGGCUUACUCUAACACCGUGUACAAAUGUGUUAAAUCGGGUGGAAUUCUCGGCAUCAUCUACUUACAAUGCGCCAUGGGAAGAAAGUAAAACCCACGCUCUACGGGUGACAAAAUCAGAAAUGUAUAGAUCAAAUUGGCCUUUUCAGAAAGUAUGUAUAGAAUUAUUUCCGGGUGAAAAGUAUCCACCGAAAUAUACUUUAACAAAUCAUAAUGAUACUAUUCUACAUUCACAGCGUUCACGUAUACAUUAUGCACAGAAUAAGUAUAAUGCCGAUAGUUUAAAUAUACGUUUAUAUGGUGGCAGUCUUGGUGAUGCGUAUAAUGUUCGUUUGAGUACACGUUGUUCCCCAGGUCAUGCCUAUGAUGGGUAUCCAAUGUUGGACAAAUCACCAAAUAUAUCUGUAUGCUUAAUAGAAAAUACAAAUGACACAUUGGACAUAUCAUGGAAUCAAGUAGAAAAUGGAGGAAUGCAAAUAAAUUAUUGUGUCGUUGUCAAUGCAGAUGAAAAUCUUUAUUACAGAUGUACUGCGAUGGCAAGAUUGAAUCAAUCUUCUAACUAUGAAACAAAGGAAAAGCUUAAGCGGCCUAAAGUAUUUCGAGAUACUGAUCAUUUUAGACCAGAAUUGAUCGAUAAUUAUGUAUAUAAAUGUACCAAUAAAUCGAUAACACGAAUUAGAUUAUCCCCUGUAUUAACCAGAGUAUUAAACCAAUUAUCUAUGAAUAAUUCCCUGAAAUUAUUCAUCAAUAUAUAUGCAGUUAAUAAACUUGUGGAUGUCAGUUCAGCUUAUCCUGUCAAAAUUAUUCAACAUUAUAUAGAGAAAUGUGAAACUCGACGUCAUGUCAAUGAUAUUCAAGUUUCAUAUGAACCGUAUAUAUUCAAAUUAUUAUGGAAUUCUGAUGUAUCAUUUCAAUGGAAAUCAAGUCGGAAAACUGUUCAACUUUAUUAUCAACCAUGUAAUUUACCUAUGGAUAAGUCUAUAAAUUAUACAAUAUCUCUGAUUAGACAAUCAUUUUCAGAAAAUGUAUCAGAAUCACCAGAGAUGAAGAAGUUAUGCGAAUAUUCAAUCAUUAAUCAUCAUGUACUGCAGAUGUGUUUAAAUUCAUCUACUGAUGGAGUCUACUUUCUACAGUUAAAUGGUGAUGUGAAAUUUAAAAAUGGAGUACCAGUGGGAAGAUAUUUUUUCCUUACUUCUAAUGCUACAAAUUUGCUGCCUAAAAAGCCAAAACAUACAGAUUACCCUACAGAUAUAUUCAGUAUUACUAUUCAACCGUCAAGUAGUCAGACCAUUUUUCAAAUCCCUCCAUUUAUUCUACACAAUAGUAGACAUUAUCAUUUCACCGCCAAGCAUCGUGUAAAACGCAACAAUCAUGGGUAUUAUUCACGUCAAAUGAGAUCAAGACAAAAGUUAACUAAACGUCUUUCGAAUUUCAUGUCAACUAAGAUUAAUAGAUAUUUAAUGAAAAGUAGCAUUCCUUCUGUCUUACUUAAUCAUCAUCAUCAUCAUCAUCAUCGUCAUUAUGUUAGUAAACAUAUGGAAAACAUUCCAAACUUUUUAAAACGUCGUUCAUUGCGUAAUUCAAUGAAAAAUGGUUUUCAUAUUGGUGUUGAUUGUACAUUACAUCAGUUGUAUAUCAGUUUAACAAUUCAUAUAAAUCCACAGAAUUAUUGGAUAUAUACCUUACCAUUAGCAUGUCAUUUAACGAAUAAUCUAACUUUUUUAUGGAUUUAUAUCAAUAAUAUGGAACCUCUUCGUCAUUAAAAAUUUUUUUCUUUUGAUUUCUGUCUACUAAAAUUAGACAGACUAUUGUGGAUUUUUUGAUUAUGGAGUCUCAUUACCCAUUCGAAAAUUGUAUAAACCAAUACUUUGUCAAACAACACAAGGUAUGCAAACACUUGAAUUAACUAUACCUGCAUAUCAUCGCCAAGAUUAUCCAAGAUAUUAUUUAAUUCUAAUAUAUGCAUCAGCUAGUAAUGAUACAACUGGUAUAUAUAAACAAUUAUUUGUACGUCAGAUAUUGGAUACAUGUAAUAUUAUUUCAAAUGGUUGUUAUCCUAAAGCACCGUCAAAUUGUCGUCAAACUUUUCCUUCACACCUACCAUCAACAUUUGAUCCAUUAAUGUCUAGUUCAGUGAUAUUAACUUCAAAUUCAUCUAGUCAAAUACCAGUCUGUAUGAUAGGCGAGUAGACGAUGAAUGAGUGAGUAAAACAAACGUGUGUCAAUGUUCAAUACUGGAUUUAAACAAUCAACCUUACCUUGAGUGUAUAUAAUCAAUACUACAUUCAUUGCAUUUACAUUCUUUUAAAGUAGAAAGAGAAUUUUAUCUACUGUGUGUAUAUUUUGAUUGUUUCCUCAACACUUUCAAAAGUAUUUCGGAAAGAAAUAGUCUGAAAUUACAGUAAUUGUCUUUUGAUGACUGUUCUAUAUGUUGUUUCACCCGGUGGUAAUCGCAUAAGUGUGUGUGUGUGUGUAUGAGUUUCAGCCAUCAUAACCACCUCUUCUUUCCUUAACUUGACUUUGUCUUUCUUUGAUAUGGUUGAUUUCCCAAAAUAAGCAAAAAUAUCCUUCUUUUCGACAUAUUCACCAUUCAACAUCAUUUAAACAUAUUUGUUCAAUUCAAUUUUCUAUUUGUUUGUUUUUGUAUACGCCUACUGAACAUUGAAUGGAAGUGUGAAUUAAGAAAAAAAUUAAACACUAAAGCAGUCUUCGGUUUCUUUUUAUUGUUGUGUUAUUUCAUUUGAAAGAUAAGAAAAUAAUAUUUUUGGAUAUA